This is a messenger RNA of Austrofundulus limnaeus, 2055 nucleotides long. It is a transcript of the gene trim69, whose product is annotated as tripartite motif containing 69. Gene Ontology annotation, molecular function: zinc ion binding; protein binding. Lineage: Eukaryota; Metazoa; Chordata; Actinopteri; Cyprinodontiformes; Rivulidae. The record is from RefSeq and is a predicted model, not a curated record. The transcript is spliced from 6 exons. The coding region runs from base 123 to 1772 and encodes 549 amino acids.
UUCCCCAGCAAUCAACAGGAAGACUGGAGGCAAAAGAUAGAGGCUGCACUCUGCAAGAGAGGAAGGACGCAGACGUCCAGCUGUAGAGUCCGGACAAAGAGAAACAUAACAGAGGUGAAGAAAUGAGCAAUAACCAGAACGAGGUGAAGAAAAUCCAGUCAGUUUAUCUGCAGAACUUGGAGAAACUGAACCAGGGACUAAAGCCUGAGAAGAAGAACUGGAAACCUAAAGAAGGAGAGUUUGUUGUGCAAACAUCAAUGGAAAAGCUGCGACUACCUCCCAAAACCGGACAAGUGGCCAAAAGCUCAGCUAACAGGAUCAGCAGAGACCUGACCUGCUCCAUAUGCUUGGAUCUCUUCAAGCUGCCUGUGUCUUUGCCCUGCGAUCACACCUUCUGCAAAGGCUGCAUUGAGGGUUACUGGGCAGGGCCCCGAGGCCCCGGGCAGGGGGGCACGGGCUCCUGCCCCCAGUGCAGGAAGGUGUACCCUGGGCAGAGCUACCGGCCCAACCGCAUUGUCGCCAACAUCGUGGAGAGCUACUGUCAGGGUCUGGAGGAGAGUGGGAGUGGAGGCUGCCUGUCGGACACCGGGCCAGCGGAGAAGGUCCCGGCUCCGGUGCCCUGCUGCAGCCGGCACAGGGAGGAGCUGAAGCUGUACUGCGAGGAGGACCAGGAGCUGGUGUGCCUGGUGUGCGGCGUCUCCCAGGAACACAGAAACCACACCAUGAUGUGCGUCCAGGAGGCUGAGCAGAAAUACAGGGGCUUUCUAAACAGCUCCAUGGAUUCCUUGAAAGCUGAGCUCAACACAGCUCUGCAGUGUGACAGGGAAGCUGAGGAUGAAGUCAAAAAGCUCAAGGAGCACACGGCAGACCUGAAGCAGCGCAUCGAGGCCCAGUUCAGUGACCUGCACCAGUUCCUGUAUCAGGAGGAGAAGCUGCUGCAGGUGAAGCUGAAGACUGAGGAGCGGAGGGAGCUGAUCCGCCUGGAUGAGCACAAGGCCCUGCUGUGCGUGGAGAUCUCCCGUCUGCAGAGGGCCGUGCACGAGAUAGAGGACAAACUCAGAGAGCAGGACCCGUUCACUCUGCUCCGGAGCAUCAAAGUCCUGCUCCAGAGACCUUCUCUGAAGUUUGAGAAACCGGUGCUCACACCCCCGAGCCUGUGCGAGGGCCGCUUCGCUGGACCUCUGCAGUACAGAGCCUGGAAAUCUAUGAAGGGAAGCCUUUAUCCAGUUCCAGCAGCCAUCACGUUUAACUCCAGCACAGCCAACCCAUGGCUCAGCCUGAGCUCCUCCCUCACCUGCGUCCGCUACCAGAACUUUAACCACACCGUGGAGGACAACCCCGACAGGUUCAAUGCCGCCUUGUCGCUUCUCGGAAGCCAGGGCUUCACUCACGGGCGACACUACUGGGAGAUCGAGGUCUACAGCAGCACGGUCUGGACAGUAGGGGUGGCCCGGGAGUCGGUGUCCAGGAAAGGAGUCAUCAAAGCCCUUCCAACCAAUGGCUUCUGGACUCUCUCCCUCUCUUACGGGAUUCAAUACAUGGCGGGUACAUCCCCUCCAACUGUACUGUCCCUGGAGGAGCCGCUGGCCCGGAUCGGCGUAUAUCUGGACUACAAGCGGGGCCUGGUUUCCUUUUACAAUGCUGAAAGCAUGACACACCUGUACACCUUCAGGGAGACCUUCACAGAGACUCUGUUCCCGUACUUCAACCUCGGCUUCCUGGAUAAAGUGCAUGAAAACGAGCCUCUCAAAGUUUUCCUACCAAAGAUUUAAAGACAAAAAAGGAAUAGAGUGAACAAUUACCAACCCUUCUUGAUUUAAAAAACAGAAAUAUCAUUCAUACUUUUUCAUUGUACAGAACUGUGAAAUCAAAUCGAUUCAAGUGUGUAAAGUAUAUACAAUUUUAUAUUUAUGUAUCUCAAAAGAUCGAGUUGCUCAGAACCAUAACAUUUAAAAUUUAUGAGUUUGUAUUUAAAUCUUCUGCUACACAUUUUGUUUCUGAGAAGCUGUGCUUCAUUGAAGAAUAUACUGUGUAAAAUAAAGACAUUAAAGAGUA